Protobothrops mucrosquamatus (brown spotted pit viper) is the source of this 963-nucleotide messenger RNA. Its product is annotated as zinc finger protein 420-like. The coding region runs from base 1 to 963 and encodes 320 amino acids. Lineage: Eukaryota; Metazoa; Chordata; Lepidosauria; Squamata; Viperidae. The record is from RefSeq and is a predicted model, not a curated record. Gene Ontology annotation, biological process: regulation of transcription by RNA polymerase II. The transcript has a single exon. Gene Ontology annotation, molecular function: DNA-binding transcription factor activity; RNA polymerase II cis-regulatory region sequence-specific DNA binding.
AUGAUCCACACGGGCGAAAAGCCAUAUCAAUGCGCUGAGUGCGGAAAGAGAUUCAUUGAGAACAGAGACCUCACUCGUCAUAGAAGGAUCCACACGGGAGAAAAGCCAUAUAACUGCCCAGAGUGUGGGAAGGCCUUCAGAACAAAUGGUCAUCUGACUCGCCAUCAAAUGGUACAUACAGGGGAAAAACCCUACAAAUGCAUGGAGUGUGGGAAGAGCUAUAUUGAAAACAGAGAUCUUACUUGUCACAAAAGGAUCCACACGGGAGAGAAACCAUAUAAGUGCAGAGUGUGUGGAAAGAGCUUUCCUCGGAACAGUGCCCUGAUUGGCCAUCAAAAAACCCACACUGGAGAGAAACCUUAUAAAUGCAUGGAAUGUGAGAAGAGCUUCAUUAAGAAAGGACAACUUACUUCCCAUCAAAGGAUCCACACAGGUGAAAAGCCAUAUAAGUGUAUGGAAUGUGGAAAAAGCUUCAGUAGGAGCAAUAAUCUUAUGUCCCAUCAAAGGAUCCACACAAGGGAGAAACCCUAUGAAUGCACAGAGUGUGGAAAGAGCUUUCUCUGUCACAGUGGCCUUUCUCGCCAUCAGAGGAGACACACGGGGGAGAAACCCUAUAAAUGCACCGAGUGUGGGAGGACCUUCAUUCAGAAAGGACAACUUGUUUCCCAUCAGAGGAUCCAUACAGGGGAGAAACCGUAUAAAUGCACGGAGUGCGGAAAGACCUUCAGUAGCAAGAGCGCCAUUGCCUACCAUCAAAGAAUCCACACCGGCGAGAAGCCCUACAAAUGCACAGACUGUGGGAAGACUUUUAUUCAGAAAGGGCAGCUUGUUUCCCAUCAGAGAUUUCACACGGGGGAGAAGCCAUAUAAAUGCACGGAGUGUGGAAAGAGGUUCGGUAGUAGCAGUGCCGUUACCUAUCAUCAAAGAAUCCACGCCGGUGAGGAAGCCGACCUUCGCGCAUGA